Molecule: messenger RNA, 9645 nt
Organism: Acanthopagrus latus (yellowfin seabream)
Lineage: Eukaryota; Metazoa; Chordata; Actinopteri; Spariformes; Sparidae
Gene: amot
Product: angiomotin
Exons: 15
Coding region: 617-3862 (1081 amino acids)
Biological process (GO): regulation of cell migration; actin cytoskeleton organization; hippo signaling
Cellular component (GO): cytoplasmic vesicle; bicellular tight junction; lamellipodium
Molecular function (GO): signaling receptor activity
Source: RefSeq, a predicted model, not a curated record
AGGCUGGACAUUCCUCUCAUACUGCAGACCAGGCAGGGGGAAACUUCCUGCCACUUCCCCUCAACCGCUUUUUUUUUUCUUUAAUUUUUCUUUUUUUUUUACGGUGAAACAUGAAAUGCACGGGGGAGGACGAAGCCUUUUUGGCUGCGAACAAGCUUUUAUACCUAGAGAAAGGACUGAAAGCGUUCAAACCCGCGGUGAAGACUCGCCAUUGAUCGGCGGCGGCGAGCAUAAGUUUGUGGAGUUUUUAGCAAGAGGAGCCGUUACAGUCCCACAGGACAGGAGAAAAUAACAAAAAGUGACGUCUCGCUCAGUUGAAGGACGAGGACAGUGAACGGAACAAGAGUGUUUGGAUCUUAUCAACUCUUGGCGUGCCUAGAGGACCUUCUAAGCCUGCAGGAAGGUCAGAACCCAGAGGUGAACCAUCUGUUGACACCAGCAUAUUAUCAUCUUGCACUGCACCACCUUCAACCCCAACAGAAUCAUCAGCCCCAUCAUCCUGCCUACCUUCACCAAACCUUGCAGGGAUGUCCCAGUAGGCCUGUCACAGCAUUGCAACAUGAGCAGCUGUUCCCACUAACAUCCCCAGGAGAGCAUAGAGAAAACAGCCAUACAGAUGUUUCGAAAAAAAGCAUCUUCCUCCUUGAGAAUGCGGAGAAUAACUGAAAGCACUAGAUUAUUCCCACAUGAGCAACAGAGAAUGUCCGGAGAACCAGGGACUAUUGACCGAGGGCGGAGCUUGUCCUUCCAUGAGGUGCGUUGCCAGCGUGAGGCAGAAAUGAGGCCAGCAGCUGAGGAGUCGUCCAACAGCAGCAACAGCGUAGGAGGUGGCAGCAGCACCGUACUGCAGCGCCUCCUGCAGGAGCAGAUAAACCGUAAUUAUGUGCUGCAACAGCAGCAACAACAGCAAGGAGGAGCAGGAGGGGGAGGUGGAGGAGGUUACUCUGGACAAGGACAGGGACAGGUGGGCCCCUCUGACGAUCACUCCAUGAGCCCCCACAUUGCCCGUCAGGAGCCCCAAGGUCAGGAGCUUCAGGCUGACAAUGGCCUGGAGAAGCUGGGCUCCACCAGAGUUGGAGGGGGCGGGAGCAGCGGAGGGGGAGGAGUUUUAUUAACAGGAGGAGGAGCAGGAAGUAGCAGUGGAGGUGGGAGCGGCCAAGGUCAGUGCCCGAACCAAGAGGACCUCCCUACAUAUGAAGAGGCCAAAGUGCAGUCACAAUACUAUCGUGGCCAUGGUCCUCCUCCUCAGCCACAGCAGCAGAACAAUCAGCCUCAGCAGCCAUCUCUCCCCGCCUCUAUGGGCACUGCCUUUUAUGUCACUGGGGUGACCAGUGCCAAGGUGCGCACUGAGGGCCGCCCCACGGUACAACGAGCAAGUGGAGCGGGGAAGGUGCACCAGGAUGAUGGACUGAAGGAUCUAAAGCAAGGACAUGUUCGGUCUCUAAGCGAACGACUUAUGCAGCUCUCCCUGGCCACCAGUGGUGUGAAAGCCCAUGCUCCUGUUACUAGCUCUCCACUGUCCCCUCUGCUGCCCCCGCCAGGGCCACCGGGUGACUACUACAAGCCCCAGCAUCGUGGGCCGCCUCCGGAUUAUCCCUUCAAAGGAAUGGGCUCGCCCACAAAACAGCAGGAACCUGGAGGCCAUUUUUACCAGGAGCAGAGAGGAAGAGAACACUCAAGGGAGGUACCUCAUGUCCGAUACCAGCCUCCACCUGAGUAUGGCUCGUUCAGGUCCAGUAAGGAGGGUUCGGUUCACUCACAGAGGCCCCUUCACCAGCACAGUCCCACUUCCUCCGUCACCUCCAUGGGCUCCUUGUCCAGGACCCAGUCCUCCAUUCUAAGCAGCAUGCUCAGUGCCUCCCAUUCUUCCCAUUCCUCCCAUCCCUCCCAUCCAUCCUUCCCUCAGCAGUACCCUAUGACCCAGGGAGAUUCCAUUCCAAGCAUGGGGCCCCGCAGCCCACAGAGUUCUGGUUCCCACCCAGCAGGUGAGUCCUUCAAUCCAGGGUCCAUUCACCCACCAAGAGGUCAUGGCUUCCCUCAUGACCCCUAUGGCUCCACCCCAAGGAUUCACCAUCAUCAUCAUCAUCAGCAGCAGCAGCAGCAGCAGCAGCAGCAGCAACAGCAGCAGCAGCAGCAGCAUCAGUAUCAGCUACAACUGCAACAACAGCAGUUCCAAGGACCUCCACCCCCCCAGUCUCAGCCGCCAGUCCAAGCCGGACAUUUUCCAAACCCACAUGCCUACUCCCACCUGCAGGGUGAACACUUUGCUAUGAUGACUCGUGCCCACCAGAUGGUGGAUGUGCUAACGGAAGAGAACAGGAUGCUGAGGCAGGAGAUUGAAGCCAGCCGCGAGAAAGUCAACAAAUUGCACAAGUUGGAAACAGAGAUUCAGCUAGUGUCAGAGGCCUAUGAAAACCUUGCCAAGUCCUCCUCGAAGAGGGAGGCCCUGGAAAAAACCAUGAGGAACAAGCUGGAACUAGAGGUGCGCCGUCUGCACGACUUCAACAGGGACCUACGAGAACGCAUGGAGACUGCAAAUAAACAGCUCGCUACUAAAGACUGUGAAGGCUCAGAGGACAAUCGCAAAACCAUCUCCCAGCUGCUUGCACAGAAUAAAGAUACACUGCGUGAGAAGGAGAAGCUGGAGAUGGAGUUGACUGCACUGCGCUCUACCACAGAAGACCAGAGGAGACACAUUGAAAUCAGAGACCAGGCGCUCAACAAUGCCCAGGCCAAAGUUGUAAAGCUGGAAGAGGAGCUGAAAAAGAAGCAGGUUUAUGUGGAGAAGGUGGAGAGGAUGCAGCAGGCUCUAGCUCAGCUCCAGGCAGCCUGUGAGAAGAGAGAACAACUUGAACAUCGUCUCCGUACAAGACUGGAGAGAGAGCUGGAGUCACUACGCAUGCAGCAGCGUCAAGGAGGCAAUCAAAACAGUGGUGUGGUCCCAUCUGAGUACAAUGCCACAGCACUCAUGGAACAUCUAAGGGAGAAGGAGGAGCGGAUCCUAGCUCUGGAGGCAGACAUGACAAAGUGGGAACAGAAGUACUUGGAGGAGAGCGUGAUGAGGCAGUUUGCUCUGGAUGCUGCUGCAUCUGUUGCCACUCAGAGGGAUACUUCUGCAGCAGUGAUAAGCCACUCUCCGAGUAGCAGCUAUGACACAUCGGUGGAGGCUCGAAUCCAGAAGGAAGAAGAGGAGAUUCUCAUGGCCAAUCGGCGUUGUCUGGACAUGGAGAGCAGGAUAAAGAACCUACAUGCCCAGAUCAUAGAAAAAGAUGCUAUGAUCAAGGUGCUCCAUCAGCGCUCCAGGAAGGAGCCCAUCAAGUCGGAUGCACCAUCUGCCAUGAGGCCCUCUAAGUCCCUGAUGUCUAUCUCCAACACUGGCUCUGCUGGUUCAGGACUGCUUUCUCACAGCCUGGGACUUAGUAGCUCACCCAUCACUGAAGAACGCAAGGACACUAGCUGGAAGGGCAGCCUGGGGGUUCUGCUUGGCCCUGAGUUUCGUACAGAGUCUCUCAGGACAGAAUCAAUCUCUUCAUCCCCCUCUCCGGUGCUUUCCACCUCAAUGACUGCAGGCCACUCGAAGACAGGCAGCAGAGACAGCUGUACGCAGACUGAAAAGGGCCAAAAUCAGGACAGCAGCAAGCCCAGCACUCCAGCCCUGCAGAGCAUGACGCUGCCUGCCCGCCUGUCCAGCCCCAGCCCUGUCUACAUCCCUGACCGCUUAGCAGAUGUGCCAAUGUUCCACAGCAGUACACUUGACCGGAGGCUCCCUGCACAGUCCUACCCACAGCAACCAGAGGCUCCUCGUCCAGCCCCACUCACUCAACAGGAAGUGGACAAUGACAUGGUGGAGAUUCUCAUCUGACCUCUUUACCCACGCCAAUAAUAUCAUCCUAUUGAAUGACUGCAUGGUCUCUCCAUCAGACAAAUGCAGUGACAGAAAUGUAAAUCCUCCUGGGUCAUCCUACAAACCCUCAACUCUGUCUGACUGACUCACACCAAGAGCCUUUUCAAACUCUGAUGUUUACAUAUGCAUUCAUUGCAACACUUCAGUCUGACUGGAGUUUUUAGAUAUUUCAUUCAUUCUUUCACUCAAUUACUGUUUAUCAUCUUAGGAAACCCUAGAAUUAAGAAGCAACAAGCAGAAGUGGGAUGCCCUUUCUUGUCUGGGCUUUUGAAGUUUUCCUUAAUGUGUUUGUUAAUAUGAAGUGGUGACUGGAACUUAAAAAUGUUGAAGUUCAGCCUCAUAUUUAUUUUUCUAAUGCAACUUUGUGAGUUGCCAUUAUCACCUUCCUGUUCACAGUGAUGAUGAUGGACUUAAGAUGGGUUUAACUUGGGUGACUGACAUGAGGAGUUGAAGUUAAUGAGCUGGAGAUGUUAGAAAAAACACAUUAAAAAGAAUGUAGUCAAGAUGUAUGCUUUAUGAAAGUGACAUAGUCACAUAUUAUUGAGUAGGAAUAAAAAGGAGUGGGCAAAGCUGAAAGCCAAAUUUGUUCUGUUAAAGCUGCUGUAAUCUUCAUUUUAGCUAACUUCCUGCAUUUCGCAGUUAGCAAUCCCUUCAUCUCUUUAUCCCCACUCUUGCAUGACUCCAUUAUUUUACCAAGGCAGCUCUCUUUACCUCCUCCUAUUUUUCAAGCGAUUUUCUUCACUUGGUGUGUGUGGAAGUAUUGUCCGUCACUGGGAGACCUGGAAUUGGUAACUGACCGUGUCACAAGUAGAUAAGACCACCUCGUAACAGAGUUCUCAGUCACGAUUGGAUAAGGUGGGCAGGGACAUCAGACAAUAGGCGAGUUCAUGAUCAUCAUGUUCAUGAUGAGCAUUGUGCAGCGCUGCACAGGGCUGCCUAAAUCGUGAUGCAUGCUGGUUAAAAUGUGUCCAUGAUGACCUUGAUGGGAGUGGUUUCUGCUCCACAUUCGAUGUCACAUGACGUUAAGUUAUCACGGGAGCAAGGUUGCUGCAGAGCAGUUUCUCUCCAGGUACUGCCCACCUUCAUGACGUCAGGAUUUUGCCCUAAUUGACUUUUAUCUAUGCUGACACAUAUGACGCGUGUUUCGAUGAAUUUCCAUAUCCAUUAGCGCCUGUGCCUCUUUUCUACUCAAAUAUCACAUACUUUCAGAUAAGUAGCAGCCGUAUGGCCACAACUAUGGGAUAGUCAACAUGAAUAAACCAAUAAAAUCCUUUAUGUAAUGCAACAGCCCUGAAAGAUGUUGUCAAUAAAUUGCUCAGUUCUGUCACCUCACUUGUGGUGAUGAUAGAGAAGUGGUUAACUCCAGUGUUAUCUGUAUUAUUCACUCUUAUUAGCCCUUUCUGUUCCCGUCACGUAGAGAGUGUCCAACUUCAUAGCAGCAUUUGUAUCCCCACCGCUGCAGUCGCCAGCAGAUCUCGCUGUUGCAGGAGGUCAGCUGGAGUUCAACUUGAACUGGGGCUGGGGGAGGGGAAACAUGGGUUACUGACCAAACACUUCAUAACAGCAAUUACUGGUGGGAUAUAGAGAUAUUUAUUAUUUUAAUCAGAAAAUAACACCUAUAGCAGCUUUGAAAUUCAACAAUGACACUUAGGACACAUUUGGAUACACAAAUACAUGUUAAGUUUUCCAUUUAAGGUGAAGGAUUAUUCUUUUUGUCACUGUUGUACUUUAAGACUCGCUGGGAUCAGUGACUAAAGCUUUGUUAAAUGCACUACUUUAAGUCCUGGGGGAUUCAAUGUCUUCGUUAUGUAUACCAACUAAUAGAGACCACAUUACUAACUGCAGCACCAAUGGCAUUUCAGCACAUUUGAUAUCAUUUGCAAAGCUUCACAUGUUGCAUAUGCUUCCUCUCCAACAUGCAAGCAAAGCUUAACGAUGAAAAGUCUUGCUACAAGUAUUUAGGUGUAAGAAGCAUCUUGUUACCUGGGCAGGGGACCUUUUUAAACCCUCCUGUACAGUGUUGUUUGAGGCUGGCUAGCUCCAUUGGACCAAAUGUAAUGGCUAACUUUUUGUUGCAUUUAUUGCACUAUUUCUGACAUUAGGUGUUAUAAUUUAAUUUUUGACAUUAUAUUUAUGUGUAAUGUUUUGUUGUUGUUGUUGUUUUUUGUUUUUUUUUACCAUAGUUACACAUGGCACUUAGGUAUUCAGACAUGAUAAGGUGUUCACAUUGUAUAUGUAUUGUAAUGGCCUGUGUAACUGUGUGCCAUGAAAGUAUCAUAAAGUAACUGGAAUCUCAGUUGCCCUGUUUGGUACUGUCACAGUCAUCGCAUGGUUACGGUACAUUCAGUGUUGGUGACCUUCAGGCAGGUAAAUCUCCCCAAUUACAAUUGGUCAGCUUCAUGAGCACCCCCUUCGUUACUAUACAGUUGCCCUAACUACAAAUAGUUUUACAAUUAUGGACUCCUUUUCAAAUGUACAUUUUCCUGUCUGAGAUGCAUUUUAAAAUUAGCUUGGAUGAACUACACAAAAGUGAGCUUGUGUGCUACUCUGAAAAAUAUUUUUCAUUUGGAUUGUAGAAAAUGUUCAACAAUUUCAGAAGAGAUUACCAAACAAGAAGACUUUUUUUCUUGAAACCUCGGCCACCAGAUAUCAAAGUUCUACCAUGGUUCAGUGAGCAUGAACAGUCCUCACAAAACUCUAUAUGAAACAUCCCUGGACAAGUAUAUUUGUGUUGUCUGUGCUAGAUCCAACAGGCUGGCUAGACUUUGUUCAUGUCAUGAAAGUCAUUAUUCUGUGCCCACUGUAGGACUAGUAGGUAUCAGUGGUGGGCUUUGGGGGGAGGUACGGGAGAGAGUAGUGUCUGACAAUUAGGUUAGCUGCCUGCAUGACCACACUGACUCUUAAAUAGCAGAUAUCAUCAUUAUCAUAUCAUUCAUUCCAUAUUUUACUUACCAUGCUUGAAGAACAAGAUGAAGAGAUUCAUCUUUUGUAUUUUAAUCACAAAAUCUACAUAUUGGCAAUAUUGAAAUGUCCAGGUAUUUGUAUCAAUGUGACUUGUUGUCAAAAAAAAACUUUGAGAAGUACAACCCAGACUUGGAAAAAAGUGGGAGGCUGUGUAAAAAAAAGUGUUCCUCAGCCUAUGUUAUGUUCUUUAUACAAUCAUGUAUUUCACAAAGUGGUGAACCUUGCCUCAUCCCUGCCCGUGAACAACUGAGCCUUUCCAGAAUGCCCUUUUUAUACACAGUCAUGAUACUAUCACCUGUUACCAGUUAACUUGGAGCAUUCCACAAUCUUCCCUGUCUUCAUUGCCCCUGUCCCAGCUUGUUUGAAAGAAGUUGCUGCCAUCAAAUUGAGAUGCACAUAUAUUUACAAAAAUCAAUUAAGUUCAUGAGGUAAAAAUAUUAAAUAUGUGGUUAAUUGAAUAUAUUGCACUCUUUUCAAUUGAGGAUAUGUUUAAAAAAAAAAGAAAUAACAAAUUCUCUUUACCUUCUUUUUUUUCCUUCUUUUUUUUUACACAGGACUCCAUCUUUUUUGUAAUUAAGAAUCAUUCUUGGACAGUUUACAAUCACUUUAGUCAGCUUGGAUCAGAUACAGCCCCAUGUGACCCUGUAAAGGAUAAGCAGUUAAGUAACAUGCAUAGUUAGAUAUUGCAUGUGAGAGAGGUCCACUUUUGAGGUUGUCUUUUGACCAAAGGUAACAAAAUUAAUUGGUAAUUAUCCCUAUAGAUGAUUGCGUAAACUCAAUAAAACAUAAGACUGCUAUUAAAUCAUGGCACAAAUCAAGAAUAGCCUACCCUUUGCUCAGUCAAGCCUUGUUGUUUUUGUUUAACUCUGUGUUAAAAAUUACAUUUUAAGCAAGGAUGUUGUAGUUAGAUUGUCCACUGAAAACCAAAAAUAUUGGACCAAAGAAACUAAGAAUGGUCAGCUCACUGAUGUUGUGAUUGCAGAGUCAGUGGGAUUAUGUCAAUGAAGGACUGAGUUGACUUGCACUGAUAUGCCGUAACCACCGUGUUAACAAGGAAUGAGGUGAUAAAACAAUCUGAUGACUUAAUCCCAUCUGCCAAAAUGAAUGGUAUUACUUUACUACACUACGGAAAUCUACAAUCGGUGUAUGUGUGAAGUAAUUUGAAAGUCAAGGUGCUUUGCUAAAAAGCACAAUAUCAGUGUUAAUACAUAUGUUUACCAAUAAUUUACUUCACCAGCAGAUUGAGAGUCCUUACGUUGGUACUGUGAAACAUCUUGCGCUGCCAUGUGUCUUGGCAUGAUCAGGUGAAAUCUCAGAGACAAUGGACCCUGUGGCAACUGUAAGGCCUCAGGUGGGACCCCAGCAUGUUACUGAUGGUAGACUGCAACCUUCACAAAGUUAUUCAUUGAAAACCUGCUUUGUGUUAACAUUGACAAUGCUGAAUUCUGGUUAAGUUUGGAAUGGUUUUCCAUUCCCUUAAGUAAAACAAACAGCAAAAAGUAGUUUACCUGUCCGUUUCGGGCAUUCCAAGCCUUGAAACACAGAUCUCACAACAUGGUUUAAUGUGACAUAUAUUUUAUGGAACCUUUACUAAUCAGACCAGAACAUUGCUUAUUUUACUUUCUUACUGAAGAUGAAAUGACAGCAAGAAAUAUAGAAAGGACAUACACUUAGGAUCAGUCCAGUUCUGUCAUAUUAUCAAAACACAGUGUAAUAUAACUUUUGGAAUUCAUAAGAAAAAUAAAUAAUAAUGAUAAUAAUAAGAAAAUAAAUGUUUACCCACAUUUGAGAAGUUUGAACCAGUGGAUUCUUUGCAGUUACACUGAAAGCACCUAAAAUAAAUAACCCAUUAUCAAAAUGGAUGCCAAUUAUAUUUUUGGUGGUAAAUUCAUAGUUUCAGCUCGACUGACUGUGUAUGUCCAUGAGGCACUUAUUUCAGGAGUCCUUAUUAAUUGUGAAGUGCUGAAAAACGUCUGAAAAUUUCGGACAGAACUGUUCAGUAACUGAGACAUAGGUUCCUUCAUUAACCCACCUGAGAGCUCACUACAGGCCUUGGUCCUGCUUUUUGUGUAAGGAAAUACACAUUUUCCUUCACCAACAACUUAUGCAGUGUCUUUUUCCUUUCUCUUUUAUAAAAAAAAGUCCAAUCACGUUAUAAGUGCCUCUAGAUACCAAUAGCAGUUUGAGGUUGAGUCUUAUGUGUCUUUACCUGGCACUUGUUAUAAGAUGUUUGUGUGCUGUCACUUCAGUCAGCAAGCAUUGUUGUCUGUUAGCAUUUGGAUCUAAACAUCAGCUGUCAUUCACUGCACAUCCCGAAUGUACAAACAUGCAAAGGGGUUAAUUCAAAGUGUCUUUAAGUUUCUUAGACAGUCACUCCAACUUAAGCCCAUGUUGAAAACAUAGAGCAGUUUGCAAUGUUUACCAUCUGUAAAAAUGUGUGCCUGCAUUGUAUUUGUAUUGUAUCGUAUGUUAAUUUUGCUGUACAAUCACAAUCAUUGUUCAAACAAUUUUCAAGUGAUUUUCCAUUGAUUCUUUACUACAAUCAUCUCAGACAGUUUCUUAUAUUACGGCAUUCAUUUAAUUUUCUCUACGCAUGCUUUUUCUGACACUCCAAAACAAUCUCCAAAUUGUUUCACUAAAUGGUUACGUUAGUAUUAAUGAAGAUGGUUAUUGUUAGGAUUUUAUUGAUAUCAAUACUUAUACUGCUUAUCAAUUGAAACUGUUUGAUAAUCUCCAUAAUUUGGUGCAAACAAAUAAAGACAUGACAUGAGAAGAUG